UGAGAGAGCCCGUAUAAAUCCCUCGCAUCCUCAGAGGAAAACUGGAAAAGGAGGAGGAGGCGCAGGAGCAGGAAAACAAGCGAACCAAGGGAGUGUAGCUAUAGCUGUGUUUACUGUUCACCGGGAUAAACGCUCAGACUUCCACACGGACCUCCUUCACGGCUGAGGAGCCUCACUGGAUGCACAGAGGAGGGAGGAGGAGGAGGGAGGAGAGAGCGUGGAUGCUGCUUACACCGACAAACGGAGACAGGAAGAAUUGAUAAGCGGUUGUUAUUAGAAUAAAAUCCCAAACUGAAGUGGAAUAAGCUUCUGCGUUCACCAGCGAUGGACUUACGCUGUCGGCACUGAGGCUCCCAAUUCUCUAGUUGUUCGGAUGACCGCAGUCCCUCAUGGCGCUCAUUCAUGAACCUCGUGCCCCGUCUCCUUCUCUCUCUGGCUUCAACACACCACUCUCUGAUCCUCCUUCAUUUCGGCGGCUCGAUGCAGAAACACCAUGCACACCAGAAAUGGACCUGACCCCGACUCAGUGCGUCCUUCGCAACGUCCUCUCCAUAGAUACUGGGGGCGUUGUCGAGCCCGGAGGUGGAGGCGGAGAUGGUCAGACUGCUGGGCACAACCAGACACCAGGCGACGAACAACAGGAGCACUUUGCCAACAGUGUCCUGAAGCUCCACGAGCAUGAUGGGAGCCCCGGGAGGACGGAGGGAGAUGGGCAGGAGCCGGACAGCAGCGCGGUCCGGAGCCAGGCGGACGAUGCCAGGCUACAGUGCCAGUCUACCGGAGGGGGAGGAGGUUUUCUGGAGGGCUUGUUUGGGUGUCUGCGGCCCGUCUGGACUAUGAUUGGCAAAGCCUACUCCACAGAGCACAAACAUGACCUGGACGAGGCAUGGGAGGUCCCGUUCGAGGAGAUAUCGGACCUGCAGUGGGUGGGCAGCGGAGCCCAGGGCGCUGUCUUCCUGGGGAAACUGCACGGACAGGAAGUGGCCGUAAAGAAAGUGAGAAACAUCAAAGAGACCGACAUCAAGCACCUGCGCAAGCUCAAACACCCCAACAUCAUCACGUUCAAAGGUAUUUGCACCCAGGCUCCGUGCUACUGCAUCAUCAUGGAGUACUGUGCCCAGGGGCAGCUGUACGAGGUGCUGAGAGCAGGCAGGAAGAUCACGCCAUCCCUGCUCAUGGACUGGGCCAUGGGCAUCGCAGGGGGCAUGAACUACCUUCACCUCCACAAGAUCAUCCACCGAGACCUCAAGUCCCCAAACAUGCUGAUCACCUACGAUGACGCAGUGAAGAUCUCUGACUUCGGCACGUCCAAAGAGCUCAGUGACAAGAGCACCAAGAUGUCCUUCGCUGGGACGGUGGCCUGGAUGGCUCCCGAGGUCAUUCGCAACGAACCCGUCUCAGAGAAGGUGGAUAUUUGGUCGUUCGGCGUUGUGCUGUGGGAGAUGCUGACAGGAGAGGUGCCCUAUAAGGAUGUGGACUCCUCCGCUAUCAUCUGGGGAGUGGGUAACAACAGUCUACAGCUGCCUGUACCAGAUAGCUGUCCAGACAGCUUCAAACUGCUCCUGAGGCAAUGCUGGAACUGCAAACCAAGAAACAGGCCAUCGUUUCGACAGAUUCUCCUGCAUCUGGACAUCGCCUCAGCAGAUAUCUUAUCUACGCCGCAGGAGACAUACUUUCAGUCUCAGGCGGAGUGGAGAGACGAGGUGAGGCACCACUUUGAGAAGAUCAAGUCAGAGGGGACGUGUCUUCACAGGCUGGACGAGGAGCUGAUCAAACGACGCAGAGAAGAGCUCAGACAUGCACUGGACAUCCGGGAGCAUUAUGAGAGGAAACUGGAGAGAGCCAACAAUCUCUACAUGGAGCUCAAUGCUAUCAUGCUGCAGCUGGAGAUCAAAGAGAAAGAACUGCUCAAGAGGGAGCACUCACUGGACAAGAAAUACCCGGGCUGCUUCAAGCACCACAGCUCCAGACAGUCAGCCUCCUCCAACUCGAUGGAGAAGCUCAUGAAGAAACGCAACGUACCUCAGAAACUGCCCUCACACAGCAAGAGGCCAGACUUACUUAAGUCCGAAGUUAUCCUCCCCAAACUGGACUCGUCCAUGACCCAGGUCACAAUACCCAACAAAGGCUCUACCUCCCCUGGCCGCUCACGCCGAGGAAAACCUCGCUACAGGAAGGCUGGAAAAGGCAGCAGUGGGGAUUUGGCUCAGCUAAAAGCCACCCUCUCCUCGUCUUUAGCAAUGGUCAACGCCACUUCAUCUGUUCCCUGCAGCAAGCACCAUCUAGACCCCAGUGCAGCCCUCAGGGGUCUGCAGCAUGACCUGCUGCUCAAGAAGAUGUCCUCCUCCAGCCCCGAUCUCAUUUCAACCACCCUGGAAGCUGAAGGCCGGAGGAAGGGGCAGGCGAGGCCGGGGCUGGACAGAGCGGGCAGUCAGAGCGCCUCAGCCGGUCUGGGGGAGAGCAGAAGGACUGGAGGGCCAGAAGACGGGCCAGAUGUGGGAGUAGGGACUGACGACCUGGCAGAAACACCCCCACGCAGUGACACGCCCAGCGAAGAUGCAGCUUCUAUUCCGUUCUCCAGCAGCCCUGACUCGCCGUGCGGCAGGGGAGCCGCUGCGGGGAGGACGUCUGUGCUCGGGAGCCCCCGCGUUCCCCACGAGGGCGAGGAGAAGGAGGAUGGGACGGUGAUCACGCGCUCACCCAGAAGUCAGCGCCUCACACCUGCGGCGCUGCUCUACCGGGCAGCAGUGACACGCAGUCAGAGACGCGGAGUGUCGUCAGAGGAAGAGGAAGGAGAAGUGGACAGUGAAGUGGAGUUACCGAGAAGACGACGUCCCGUGAGCAUGACCAAAUGCCAGUCCCUGUCAACGUUUAGCUCAGAGAACUUGUCAGUCUCGGACGGCGAGGAGGGAAACACCAGUGACCACUCCCACAGCGGCACACCGGACGUGGUCAGCACCAACACCGACGAGCGUCUGGACGACAAGAGCGAUGACCUGCUGUCUCAGGGCUCGGAGAUUCCCGCCGACCCGUCUGACCCGACCCAGCUGGGCUCCGACGGGCUGUCCGAGAAGGAAGCUAUUCUACGACAAGUCAAGACCCAGCUCGCUUCUAAUGACCACAAUUAUGAGGGCCUGUAUGAUGACUCGGACUGUGACAGCGCAGAGCUGGACCAUUCAGGCAUCGCAGAGCCCAGCCAACCUCCAACCAACUGGUGAAAACCCAACACCUCAACCCACUCAGACACUCGCAGAUCUGACCUCUGAAUGCCUCUUUUGUUCUCACAGACCUUAGAAAACACUGAGUCAUGAUCAGGGACAUUGCGGGGAGUCGGGAAAUGAAGGCCUGUCACCCUUCAUUACAAGCAGCAACACAAAACAAAUUCUUGGAAAUUGGCGAGUGGGAUGAAAAACGUGACAUCCUGGGGAGAAAAAAAAAAACGGAAAAAUCCUAUUCUGUUUGAGAUAAAUCACAGGGAUGUGAAACUGAACUGGGGCACUAGCUGAGCUGACGGAGCAGCUGCCUCGUCUGCUCCUUCCUUAGCAACUGGCCCUAGAUCAGCUUUACAAAAACACAUGAAAUGACACCUCAGCGACAGGGGCCUCAGUCAAAAGAGGCCAACUACACAACCGUCUGUUCACGUCUCUCGUCAUCUUCCAUGUCAGUUUGUAUUUUUAUCUCCGUCAUGAAAAAUGUGUGUCAUGUUAUUUCAAGUCGUGUCAUAUGAGAACAUGUUUAUGAACUCCUAUCAGGGCUUCUAUUAUAUUUUAAUGUUUCCGUUGUCAACGUUACUGGGACAUCCACUGAUGUUGCUACUUGCACUUAAUUUAAGAAAAAGUUCCUUGUUAUUAUUGUGUCAUAUCCUCUCAAAAUAUUAUGCACUGACUAAUUUAUUAUUAAUUUACAGUGAAGUUAAAAAAAAACAAAGUUUACAUUUUUCCAUUUGUGUUGUUUACAUUAUUAUUUUUUUUAAUUUAUAUUUGUAACACGGAUUAUGUUGCCAUUUUCUACUUCGGUGUUUUAAUAUUAAUGUAAAUAUGUGAUGUUGUACAAUGAACAAAUUUUUAAAAAUGUGAGAUUGUAUAAUUUAAAGGUGCUGAUGUUUCUAAUUAGGUGACGCUACUCUAUUUGAACCUCAAAAAGCUUAUGGUAGUAGAAUGUACUGUAGCUGCUGUUCAUGUCUGAGCAUCAAAACACAGAGAAAAGAGGAACAACAUGUGAACAAAGAAGCAAUACGUCUGCUCCGGUACAAUAUGUCCUUUCAUGUCACAGGUUAAAGGAACCACAUGUGGGUUUAUUCAGGGCAGACAGGCUUUUUUUUUUUUUUUUUUUUUAGUAUUGCAGUGUUUAUUGUAUUAAAAUGCAAUACCAGUUUGGAAGUCCCUUUCUGAGCAUCUAGGUGUAUAUAUAGCAUCAAAAAAGCAUGCUGGUGAAGAGGUAUGGACAGCCCAUUGGAUAUUUAUCAAUCAAAAGCUGUCACUGUUUGUGAUUCAGAUCUAAAUGAAAAAUUAGACCCAUCCACAGAGGACAGAUGCAACACAAGUAAGACUGCUAGGACAGGUUUAACGACUGAAGUUGCAUGGAUGACAGGGACAUGAAACACCAAGAAGGAUCUCACAAUCACUUAAAAAAAAAAAAAAAAAAAAGACAUUCACCUUUUCUGCUCUCACUCAGUUCUAGCAUUGCCAGACCAGCAGCCACACUAUGUAUGCGGUGUGCUAGCAUAGAGGAGAGGAGAUUAUCUGGGGAAACGUAAUAAUGUGGCUCAUUUAUGUAAACAACCCCCCCCCCCCAGUUCCAUACUGUGGAUUCUAGUAUUGUUUUAGUAAAUAAAUCAGAGAACUGACCUUUGGCUUAUUCAACACCAGUGGGUAAAAAUGCUGAACAUUUUGGAUCUCAACUUUGCAGUUUUUCUGCUCUCAUAAAAAAUCAGUGUACGCUUCAAAAUGGCCUGCGAUACUACGAUUUGUCCACUUGUAGUUUUUGCCUACUCCCAAGAUUGCAGAUUACCUUAGAUGCUGAAGCUUUACAAGCCCACAGUGUGGUUCAUCAGCUUAGAGGAAGAUCACUCUGACAUUGUCCUCACCGGCAGAUGGUCAUUUUUCACAAUUAUAUAAGGGCUCCCUCAUGAUUGCCAGUAUGAUAGAUCAAACUGUUGCUUUUAUGUACUGGUGUCUCUUGACAAGCCUUCUUUAUGUACAUGUGGUUCAAUCUGACUCUACAACAGCACAUUACAUCCUGUUCCAUUAAUACAUGACUGAUCAGGUCAAACUCAAUAAGCUAGAAACGGCAGCUUGUUUGUUUGUUUGUUUUUUAAAUCUGGUGUUAAGUUUUAAAGUUUAAAUUUAUAGAGCAUUUUAAACUGAUUGAGCCCCCAAGGUUUAAAGCUAAAAAUCCUCAUGCAGGAUAAAAUGUUGCCAAAAAGCAAAACUACUGCCCUCUAGUGUCUCGACUGUGGAGGUACUUGUGUUUCCUAUGAUGCCGAUUGAAACAACCUGGUAUGAACUGAAAUGUUUGCUUUUUAUACUGCAUUAUUGUAACUGUACAAUAAAUAUAUUUAAGAAACAAUUUAAAAUAAAAUCAAACCUGUAAAAACUCAA
Seriola aureovittata is the source of this 5600-nucleotide messenger RNA. RefSeq names its product mitogen-activated protein kinase kinase kinase 12-like. Bases 390 to 3218 code for a protein of 942 amino acids. The transcript is spliced from 14 exons. Gene Ontology annotation, biological process: JNK cascade; protein autophosphorylation. NCBI's taxonomy places the organism in Eukaryota, Metazoa, Chordata, Actinopteri, Carangiformes, Carangidae. The record is from RefSeq and is a predicted model, not a curated record. Gene Ontology annotation, molecular function: JUN kinase kinase kinase activity; ATP binding.